Armigeres subalbatus is the source of this 598-nucleotide messenger RNA. Its product is annotated as multiple coagulation factor deficiency protein 2 homolog. The record is from RefSeq and is a predicted model, not a curated record. Gene Ontology annotation, molecular function: calcium ion binding. NCBI's taxonomy places the organism in Eukaryota, Metazoa, Arthropoda, Insecta, Diptera, Culicidae. The transcript is spliced from 3 exons. Bases 54 to 566 code for a protein of 170 amino acids.
UUCAUUGUGAUGCAGUUCAUUGCUGGUUGUUUAUAUUUUGACAAUCCGCAACAAUGAUCCAGCUGGCGAUAGUACUUCUCAACACACUAGUAAUGGUAGGUAAGUUCGAUUCCGCAGUUGCCAAAGGACCGCAUCAUCCGAAGGGUGAUUUUUCCGCUAGAAGCAAGAAGCUGGAUGAGCAUCUCCAUGCUCAAGAUGAACACAUGCAGGAAGAUAUGAAGCAGUUUUCUUUCGGUGAGAAGGAGCUGGCCAACAUGUCCGACGAUGAGAAAAACUUUUACUUUUUCAAACUGCACGAUUCCGAUAAUAAUGACCAUUUGGAUGGGCUGGAAAUACUGCAUGCAGCGACACAUCACUCCGAUGGCCAUGUCCAUAAGCUGGAUAGAGACGGAGGGGAAGAUGAAUCGGAUGAUAACUCUGUUAUAGAUGUAAUUGACGACUUUAUCGCAUAUGCCGACUUGGAUCAAAACGGACUACUCACCUACCCAGAAUACAUGAAAGCCAUCAGCACCAACAACUGGAAUCGAAAAGUAGAUGCGGCUGAAUCUUCUUCUGAGAUGGUCUAGACUGAUUAACAAUAAAGCUCCAAGGAAUGUUA